Aureobasidium subglaciale EXF-2481 is the source of this 1749-nucleotide messenger RNA. RefSeq lists its product as uncharacterized. Gene Ontology annotation, biological process: proteasome-mediated ubiquitin-dependent protein catabolic process. The record is from RefSeq and is a predicted model, not a curated record. The transcript has 3 exons. Gene Ontology annotation, cellular component: proteasome regulatory particle, base subcomplex. The coding region runs from base 132 to 1397 and encodes 421 amino acids. NCBI's taxonomy places the organism in Eukaryota, Fungi, Ascomycota, Dothideomycetes, Dothideales, Saccotheciaceae. Gene Ontology annotation, molecular function: ATP binding; ATP hydrolysis activity; proteasome-activating activity.
CGUCGCUGAGGCAAGUGACAAACCAUCAACUCGCUGCGUCUUUGCAUCCUUUCAUCGUCCAUCGCCUCUUCCGCCUUGUCUUGACGCUCUUCCAGUACCGAAUCACGUAUACAGCAAAACAGUAGCUCAUCAUGGCCGACGUCGCAGUCGACUCGUACGCAAACACAGUGCCGCCGCACAAGAAACAGCUCUCGUCAUCCAUCCCAAACAUCGAAUCGCUGGAAGGCAUCGGCGCGGACUCUGACGACCAGUAUUCCACAUUCAAGAAACUCCAGAGACAGCUUGAGUACAUCAAGCUGCAAGAAGAGUACAUCAAGGAUGAGCAAAGAUCGUUGAAGAGAGAGCUUGUGCGUGCACAGGAGGAGAUCAAGAGGAUACAGAGUGUGCCGCUCGUCAUCGGCCAAUUCAUGGAGGCCAUCGAUCAGAACACCGGCAUCGUACAAUCUUCGACUGGGUCCAACUAUGUCGUGCGCAUUCUUUCAACGCUCGACCGUGAACUCCUCAAGCCCUCAUCAUCCGUUGCUCUCCACCGCCACUCAAACUCUCUCGUCGACAUCCUUCCCCCAGAGGCAGACUCUUCCAUCGCCAUGCUUGGUGCAGACGAGAAGCCGGAUAUUUCCUACGCUGAUGUUGGAGGUUUGGACAUGCAGAAGCAAGAGAUCAGAGAAGCUGUUGAGCUGCCUCUUACACAUUUCGACCUAUACCACCAGAUCGGUAUUGAUCCUCCUCGCGGUGUUCUACUCUACGGUCCCCCUGGUACUGGAAAGACUAUGCUGGUAAAGGCUGUCGCCAACAGUACCACCGCAUCCUUCAUCAGAGUCGUCGGUUCCGAGUUCGUCCAGAAGUACCUUGGUGAGGGUCCUCGCAUGGUCAGAGAUGUCUUCCGCAUGGCGCGUGAGAACAGUCCUUGCAUCAUCUUCAUCGAUGAGAUCGAUGCCAUUGCCACAAAGCGUUUCGAUGCCCAAACAGGUGCGGACAGAGAAGUCCAGCGUAUUCUGCUUGAGCUGCUUAAUCAGAUGGAUGGAUUUGAUCAGACCAGCAACGUCAAGGUCAUCAUGGCCACCAACCGUGCCGAUACUCUGGAUCCCGCCCUUCUCCGUCCCGGUCGUCUGGACAGAAAGAUUGAAUUCCCCAACCUCCGCGACAGACGUGAGCGUAGACUCAUCUUCAGCACCAUCGCCAGCAAGAUGAGCUUGAGCCCCGAAGUCGAUCUCGACAGUCUGAUUGUUCGCAACGACCCUCUCAGUGGCGCCGUCAUCGCUGCCAUCAUGCAGGAGGCUGGCUUGAGAGCAGUCAGAAAGAACCGCUACAACAUUAUCCAGCAAGAUCUCGAAGACGCCUACACUAGCCAGGUCAAGGGCGCAUCAGAGGCCGACAAGUUCGACUUCUACAAGUAAGCUAUGAUGUUACGGGCCAUCUAGGCCCUUUUGUGUACACUAGAGUAGUAGCAUGGGAAUAGGAGAAUGGACUUUCUGCAUGGAUGCAUCUGCUUGCUGGGUAUGCAGUUGCAGGCAGUCAGGUAGACGAUCAUAAUGGCAAAACACAUAUCACGACACACGGUAUAGCUGGCAAUGUUUUUGACCGUCUUGUAUUUUGUUCGCUAGGGACAGCCCAGUAUUUACUUGACUCCUGACUAUGCGCCGGAUGGGACUGGUACUAUGUUGUGACACAGCAUCAACGCAUUUAAGCGGCAAUGGUGACCUCAACCUCAACACCGGCCUCGAUGUUGAUGAUGAUCUGCUUGACGAC